AUGGAGACGGGAAUAUUUUUCUGGCUUCAGCUAUUGUCUGUGCAUAUUAUUCAAUGUAUAAAUUUCAUUUUCCCGAUCAAAAGGAAGAGCUUGCAUCAAAAGAAUGUGAUAAUCACCGGGGCGGCAGGCGGAAUCGGACGUGAACUGGCUCUGUCGGUAAGAAAUCACUCUUGUAAGAACAUGGAUUAAUUUAGUUUGGUCGUCAUGGUUGUCGUCUGUUUCUUAUCGACUUACACCCUGAGGGUCUACAGAAGUUAAAAGGGGAUUUAAAUGGAUGCGGGAUCUCUGCUGAUGUCUAUGCAGUCAAUUUGAGUGAUCAGCAGGCAGUCAAGGGUCUGGCAGAGAGAUUGAAAAGGGAAGUGGGGCAUAUUCAUUGUGUUGUCAGCAAUGCUGGAGCUGCAGAUAACUAUGGAAUCGCGAACAUGGAUCGGGAUUCAUUGAAAUCAAGUUUUCGGAGCAACUUUUAUUCAGCAGUCAAUGUAAGUAGCGAUAGUAACAGAUGAUAUUUUUGUAGGUGAUUGAGGAAUUUUUACCGACCAUGAUUGCCCAAGAUGAAGGUCAUAUUCUCUCCGUUUGUUCAAUUGCAGCAUUAGUCCCUCAACCGGGACUACUGGCAUAUUCAGCAUCUAAAUCAGCAUUGACCGCUUAUAUGACGUCUCUGAGACAGGAACUCAAAUUGAAGGGUAAGCAAGAUUAAUGGUGAUAUUUCAUUUGCACAUUGUCUUCAACUUAUGAACGACUCUUCAGGAUCAUUUGUCAAAACAACAAUAGUUUAUCCGGGGAUGACAAAGACCCCAAUGACAGAGGGAAUCUGCAUCGACACCCCUGGCUCAAGUUAUAUUUUGCCCCAUGAAGUUGCGGGUGCUGUUCUUGAUGCGGUUCUCUGUGAAAAGGAGGAAAUUGUAAUCCCAAAGCGUUUGUUCUUCUUUCAUCGAGUUCUUCAGUUGCUCCCUACAACAGUCAGAGAUGCUCUGGUUUACUACUUGUUUUCUUACACCAAAACCUAUGCUCGUAACCAUGGUUAUGACAAGUAUAAGAUCUGCUGA
Molecule: messenger RNA, 1046 nt
Organism: Bursaphelenchus xylophilus (pine wood nematode)
Lineage: Eukaryota; Metazoa; Nematoda; Chromadorea; Rhabditida; Aphelenchoididae
Source: the annotation of a GenBank genome assembly